This is a messenger RNA of Trifolium pratense (red clover), 3138 nucleotides long. RefSeq lists its product as uncharacterized. The record is from RefSeq and is a predicted model, not a curated record. The transcript is spliced from 2 exons. NCBI's taxonomy places the organism in Eukaryota, Viridiplantae, Streptophyta, Magnoliopsida, Fabales, Fabaceae. Bases 1 to 3138 code for a protein of 1045 amino acids.
AUGGAUCGGAGUUGGAUGAAAGCUAAUAGAUUAAGUGCUGAGUUUGAACAGGGAGUGAUUGAAUUUCUUCGAUUUGCUGAAAUCAAUCUUCCAUCUCCCGAAAGUAAUGCUAAAAAAAACCUUUCGACUCCCGAAAGUAAUGACGAAAAAAAUCUUCCCCCUAAAAGUAAUGUACAUUUUCGAUGUCCAUGUGUUCUUUGUGGAAAUAAAAAAGAAAUUCAUAAGGACCAAAUCUUUAGUCAUCUCAUUUGCAAUGGGAUUUGUCAAAAUUAUACAAAAUGGAUAUGGCACGGUGAAAAAGUAACAAAGCGAAAUGUGUCCCAAAGAGAAAACGUUAGUGUAGAUAUGGAUGAUCGUCUUGAAGACAUGAUGCGUGAUAUCGGAGAAGACUCGUUUAAGAGGGCUCAUGUGCAUGAUACUUUGUGCAGCGACAAGGAUACACCUUUGUACUCGGGAUGCACAAAUUUUACACGUUUGUCAGCGGUGUUAAAGUUGUUUAAUCUGAAGGCAAAGAAUGGGUGGACCGACAAAAGUUUUAGCGAAUUGCUUGAAUUGUUGACACAAAUGCUUCCUGAAGGUAACGUAAUACCAAACCGGUGUUACGAGGCGAAAAAAGUAUUGUGUCCGAUGGGUUUGGAGUAUGAAAGGAUACAUGCAUGCCCUAAUGAUUGCAUAUUAUACAGAAAAGAGUUUGUAAACUCUGAUCAUUGUCCGAAGUGCAUGGCGUCACGCUACAAAAAGAAAGAUGGUGAUUCUAGUGAUGAUGUGGUGACGAAAAAGGGUUCUCCCGCGAAAGUUGUAUGGUACCUACCAAUAAUUCCAAGGUUCAAGAGAUUGUUCGCUAAUGCAAAUGACGCAAAGAAUCUUAGAUGGCAUGUAGAAGAGAGAAAAUUUGAUGGACAAAUUCGCCAUGUAGCUGAUUCUUUGCAAUGGAAGAAAAUCGAUUCUUUGUUUCCAAAUUUUGGCAAGGAGUCGAGAAACCUUAGACUUGGACUUGCUACUGAUGGAAUGAAUCCGUUUGGCAAUCAAAGUACUAACCAUAGUUCAUGGCCUGUUCUGCUCAUGAUUUACAACCUAUCUCCUUGGUUGUGCAUGAAGCGUAAAUAUAUUAUGUUAUCGAUGAUGAUUUCAGGCCCAAGACAACCCGGAAAUGACAUAGAUGUUUAUCUAAGUCCCCUAAUUGAUGAUUUAAGAGUGUUGUGGGAGGAAGGAGUUGAUGUUUUUGAUGCGUAUUCUGGAGAACAAUUCAAUAUGCGUGCAAUGUUGUUUUGCACCAUCAACGACUUUCCGGCAUAUGGCAAUUUGUCUGGGUAUAGCGUUAAAGGGCACCUAGCGUGUCCUAUAUGUGCAAAAGACACAAAUUUCAAGCAAUUGAAAAAGGGAAAGAAGACUGUGUAUCUUGGGCAUCGGAGAUUUCUAAACCGUUAUCAUCCAUAUCGUAGAUUGCGGAAAGCUUUCAAUGAUCACCCAGAGGAUGGUGUUGCUCCGGAGCCCUUAACUGGAGAGCAAGUUUAUGAACUACAACGUGAUAUUAAUGUUGUCUUUGGAAAGGACGUUGCAAAGGACGUUGGAAAGGGCAAAAAAAAGGCCAAAAAAAAGUCUGAUGUUCAAAAAAAGUCUGAUGUGAAAAUUGCAUGGAAAAAGAGGUCGGUGUUCUUUGAUCUUCCAUAUUGGUCCAGUCUUGAUGUAAGACAUUGUAUUGAUGUGAUGCACGUGGAGAAAAAUGUAUGUGAUAGUGUAAUCGGAACACUUCUCAACAUUGCAGGCAAGACAAAGGAUGGUAUAAAUGCUCGUCUUGAUAUGGAUUUGAUGGGUAUACGAAAAGAGCUAUUACCACAACAAAUAAAUAACAGGACAUAUUUGCCACCAGCAUGUUACACUUUGUCUAAAAAAGAGAAAACAAGUUUUUGUGAGUGUUUACAAAGUAUCAAAGUGCCGCAUGGUUACUCAUCAAAUGUCAAGAAGCUUGUAUCAAUGAAAGAUCUCAAAUUAAUUGGCUUAAAGUCUCAUGAUUGUCAUGUGUUGAUGCAACAACUCCUACCCGUGGCUAUUCGUGGGAUAUUGCCUGACAAUGUUAGGAAAACUAUAAGUAGGUUGUGCUUAUUCUUCAAUGCAAUAUGUUGUAAAGCCAUUGAUCCAUUGAAGUUAAACGAGUUGGAAAAUGAGGCUGCAGUUAUCUUGUGUCAAUUGGAGAUGUAUUUCCCUCCUUCAUUUUUUGACAUUAUGGUUCACUUAAUUGUUCAUCUAGUACGAGAGAUUAGAUUGUGCGGACCCAUUUAUUUAAGGUGGAUGUAUCCAAUAGAGCGAUAUAUGAAGAUCCUAAAAGGGUAUACAAAAAACCCGCACCGUCCGGAAGCAUCGAUCGUUGAGAGGUACAUUGCAGAAGAAGCUAUUGAGUUUUGUUCAAACUAUUUGUCAGAAGUGGAUGCUAUAGGGGUUCCUAAGUCUCCUCACGAUGGAAGAUGUGGAGGUAGGGGUAUACAAGGUUUAAAUGUCAAGAGCAUGAGUGCUCAGGUUGCUUAUGAUGGUAGUGAUUCUGAUACAAUAAAGUGGUUGUCCUAUGAGCCUAAACGUAACAUAAUAACUUGGAGUGCAUUUGAUAUAAAUAGAACUUCCUUUUAUACAAAACUAAAGGAUGAUUGUAGUACCAUGCAAAAUAGUGGGGUUAUGGUUGUGGCUGAGUCCAUGCAUUUCUCUAGUUCCAAGGAUAAAAACCCGGUUAUGGCAUCUUCGCCCUACUAUGGGGUGAUUGAAGAGAUUUGGGAGGUUGAUUACGUUAUGUUUAAAGUGCCUCUAUUUAAAUGCAAGUGGAUUAAUAUUAACAGUGGUGUGCGAAUCGAUGAAUUAGGAUUUACAUUGGUCGAUCUUUGCAAGUUAGCUUAUACCGACGAACCUUUCAUCAUGGCAUCCCAAGCAAAACAAGUGUUUUAUGUUAAAGAUCCUUCGCCUAACAGUAGGUGGUCGGUGGUUUUACAAGGAAAAAAUGUGCAAGGUAGUGAUGAAAAUCAAGAUGUGAUUCUUGAUAUUUCCGAAACUCUUCCAUUCUCAACAAAUGUGCCUACCUUCGUUGAAGAAAAUGAAGAGGAUGACGUGCAAGCUAUUCGUUCGGAUCAUCAAGAAGGGAUAUGGCAGGACUAG